Cryptomeria japonica (Japanese cedar) is the source of this 1709-nucleotide messenger RNA. Its product is annotated as ankyrin repeat-containing protein ITN1. Lineage: Eukaryota; Viridiplantae; Streptophyta; Pinopsida; Cupressales; Cupressaceae. Bases 79 to 1653 code for a protein of 524 amino acids. Gene Ontology annotation, molecular function: protein phosphatase regulator activity; protein phosphatase 1 binding. Gene Ontology annotation, cellular component: plasma membrane. The transcript is spliced from 3 exons. The record is from RefSeq and is a predicted model, not a curated record.
AGCAAUGUUUGGACCGUCCCCUUGAACUUGAAAAAUCGCAUUUGCCUUAAGCCUAGAGUAUUUUUCCAUCAGAACUUGAUGGAUCUCAGUGGGUGUGUCGGCAAAGGAAUGAACAAAACGCUAUACGAAGCAGCCAAAUCAGGGAAAGAACAAGUGCUUAAUGAGAUUGGGGAGGUGCAAGGCGUUGCUAAUGAGGUAACGCCAGGGGGAAACACGGUGCUCCAUAUUGCAGCCUAUCAUGGCUCUCUGCAAUUCCUUCAAAAGUUGCUUCAACUCUCAAUUGCCAAUCCAGAGGAUGGGAUGCCAUUUUUAAGAGCUAAAAAUAUGGAGGGAAACACAGCGUUGCACGAAGGGGCGAUGGGAGGAAAUGAGCAAGUAGUGGAAGAUUUAUUGAAGUCAUGCCCAAAUUUGGUGAAUGAGAUUAACAAGGCAGGUGAAACGGCUCUCUUUAAAGCUUGUGAGGGAGGUCAUCUCAAGAUCGUUGAAAUGUUGUGUUGUCAGACUUCAAGAGAGUACUACAAGAGAUUUGAUGGACAAACGGUUUUACAUCUUGCAGUCUUGAACCUUAGAAAAGGUGUAAUUAAGAAGCUUUUAGAUGAGAGACCUGAACUUGCUAAAGAAGUAGACAAUUUCCACAGAACUCCAUUGCAUAUGGCUGCAUUAAUUCCAGCUAUUUCAAUGAAUCCCAAGAAAAUUGCCCCAAUUGGAGAUAUGCUUAUAAAAGAGGACACUCUCUCUCCUUACAAAGUGGACCAAAACAGGCAAUCUGCACUUCAUAUAGCAGCUAAGGAGGGGAAUGCACCGUUACUCAAAGUGAUAUUAAAUUACAGUAGCGACUGUCUAGAAGUGGUAGACAAUGAUGGUAGAAAUGCCUUACAUCUGGCUGUGAAAAAUGCUCCUCAAAUAUUUGAGAGAGUUGGAGGAGAUCUGAAAACUAUAAUAUGCUCAGUAAUCUCAGAAAGACUAAUUAAUUGCAUUGAUAACAAUGGGCAAACAGCAUUAGAUAUUGCACUAGAGAAUGAAGAUGAAGACCCACAACUUUAUUUGAGUAUUAAAAACUAUCUUAAGAAAUGUGGUGCUACUAGCAAGAUAUUAGAUAGAGGCUCAAUGAUAAAUUCACCAAGCAAGGUCAGAAAAACAGAAUGGAAACCAGAGUUCAUAUCUGUAACUGCAGUUCUAAUUGCAACAGUUGCUUUUGCUGCUGCUUUCACUUUGCCAGGAGGUAUUGAUACUCAAGAUCAAGGUCAAGGAAUCCCUCUAUUAAUAAACACUAUUCUCUUCAAGGUGUUUGUGAUACUUGACACAAUGGCCUUCUGUUCUUCUAUUGCUUCUGCAAUCCUCCUUACAUUUGCAUUUUAUGCUAGCCAAGUAGAAGAUCCAGCACUAACUGAAAUCAGUUUGUAUGUGUUAUGGAUAGCAUUGGUAUCAUUAUUGUUAACAUUUGGUGCAGCAAUACAUCUGGUUGUGGCAUCUAAGUGUUUGUGGUUGGCUGUGCUUGUGUGGGUUAUGGUGUGUAUUCUUCCUAUGUGCAUAAGGGUUUUGUCACUAGGAGGAAAGCUGUACUUGUUCACUCCACGUAAGCACUAUAUCAAGUUUUUGGUAUGGGGAUUCUCUCUUGCAUCUGGCCAUGUCAAAAGUGGUUCAAAUAUAUGAAAGAUUUGGAAGAGUUUAUCUAAAAACCAUAAUAUUCUUAGUAAUGUAAAAAAGGC